AAAUAUUUAGUUAAUAAUAAACCAGCAAAACGGAACAGUCGCUUAAUUUAAAAUAAAAACGAUGUUGGCAACUCUGCUCCCAAACUGCACACGUUUUCAUCUGUUUUUUCUGCGACUCCAGUAGAACUGCAUAUUUAUCCUUGCGAACACCUGCGAAAAUGCCCGAGGCUGAAAAUCAGAACGAUGCCAGUGCCCCCGCCGGAGCCGGCGGUGAUCCCCCCAAGACUGCAAAGCAGCUGGAGAAGGAGCGUCUAAAGGCCGAGAAGCUGGCCAAGCUUCAGGCCAAACUGGACAAGAAGGCGGCGGCUGCUCCAGUAGCGGGCGACAAGAAGGAGAAGCCCGAGAAGCGCACCAAGGAGGUGAAGGAGGCUGCCGUUUACACGGCCCAAACGGCGCCUGGAGAAAAGAAGGAUCUGAGUGGCGCCCUGCCAGAUGCCUACAGUCCUCGCUACGUGGAGGCCCAGUGGUACAGCUGGUGGGAGAAGGAGGGCUUCUUCACGCCCGAGUAUGGGCGCGCAUCGAUUGACGCCCCCAAUCCUAAUGGCAAGUUUGUGAUGAUCAUUCCGCCGCCAAAUGUUACGGGAUCCCUCCACUUGGGCCAUGCCCUGACUAACUCCAUCGAAGACGCCAUCACGCGAUACCACCGCAUGAAGGGAAGAACCACCCUGUGGGUGCCUGGCUGCGAUCAUGCCGGAAUCGCCACUCAGGUGGUGGUGGAAAAGCUGUUGUGGCGCGACGAGAAGCUCUCGCGGCACGAUCUUGGCCGUGAAAAGUUUAUUGAGCGUAUCUGGGAUUGGCGCCGGGAGAAGGGCGGCCGUAUCUACGAUCAGCUCAGGAGCCUGGGCUCCUCCUACGACUGGUCGCGAGUAGCCUUCACUAUGGACCCCAAGCUCUGCCGCGCCGUUACCGAGGCCUUCGUCCGCUUGCACGAGGAGGGCAGCAUCUACCGCAGCUCUCGGCUGGUCAACUGGUCGUGCACCCUUCGUUCUGCCAUAUCGGACAUCGAGGUGGACAAGGUUGAGAUCCCUGGCCGCACCUUCCUCUCCAUUCCUGGCUACGAGGAAAAGGUGGAGUUCGGCGUGCUGAUCAAGUUCGCCUACAAGGUGGAGGACAGUGACGAGGAGAUAGUUGUGGCCACCACCCGUAUCGAGACCAUGCUGGGCGAUACUGCCGUGGCAGUGCAUCCAAAGGACGAGCGAUACAAGCACCUGCAUGGCAAGUUCGUCGUGCAUCCGUUCUCCACACGCCGCCUGCCCAUCGUGUGUGACGAAUUCGUUGAAAUGGAAUUCGGUACGGGUGCUGUGAAGAUCACGCCUGCCCACGACCCGAACGAUUAUGAAGUUGGCAAGCGCUGCAAUCUGCCCUUCAUCACCAUCUUCAACGACGACGGCUUUAUUAUCGGCGACUACGGUGAGUUCACAGGCAUGAAGAGAUUCGAGUGCCGCAAGAAGAUCCUGGAGAAAUUGAAGUCCCUGAAUCUAUACCGUGAGACUCUGAACAACCCGAUGGUGGUGCCCAUCUGUAGCCGCUCCAAGGACGUUGUGGAGCCGUUGAUUAAGCCCCAGUGGUAUGUCAGCUGCUCGGACAUGGCUGCUUCAGCCACCGAGGCCGUGCGCUCCGGCACUCUUAAGAUCAUCCCGGAGCACCACACCAAGACCUGGUACCACUGGAUGGACGGAAUCCGUGACUGGUGCGUGUCGAGGCAGUUGUGGUGGGGCCACCGAAUUCCGGCCUACCAUGUCAGCUUCAGCGACCCCACAAUCCAAACAGGAUCGAAUGAUGAUGAGCAGUACUGGAUUGUGGCGCGCACCGAGGAGGAGGCUCUGAACAAGGCAGCUGAACGGUUUGGAGUGGACGCCAGCAAGAUCCUUCUGAAGCAAGACGAGGAUGUCCUGGACACGUGGUUCAGCUCGGGCAUCUUUCCCUUCUCCGUGUUUGGCUGGCCAGACCAAACCAAGGAUCUUGAGACGUUCUAUCCUACAUCGCUGCUGGAGACGGGCCAUGACAUUCUCUUCUUCUGGGUGGCUCGCAUGGUAUUCUUUGGCCAGAAGCUGCUGGGCAAGCUGCCGUUCAAGGAGGUCUACCUGCACCCAAUGGUGAGGGACGCGCAUGGUCGCAAAAUGUCCAAGUCCCUGGGCAAUGUUAUCGAUCCAAUGGACGUGAUUUGUGGCAUCACCUUGGAGGGGCUUAAUGCCCAACUUGUAGGCUCCAACCUGGAUCCCCGCGAGAUCGAAAAGGCCAAGGCUGGUCAAAAGCAGGACUAUCCACAGGGUAUUCCUGAGUGCGGUUCAGAUGCCCUGCGCUUCGCCCUUUGCGCCUAUAUCACACAGGCGCGCGACAUCAACCUGGACAUUAACCGCGUGCAGGGAUACCGCUUCUUCUGCAACAAGCUAUGGAACGCCACCAAGUUCGCCCUGCUCUACUUCACCGGGUCAGAGAAGUUCGACACGGAACUCAGCGCGUCUGAUGCGAUCAACCAGAUAGACGCCUGGAUCCUCUCGCGUCUGGCAUCUGCCAUCGAGACCUGCAACAACGGCUUCGAGUCCUACGAUUUUGCUGCCGCCACCAGCGCGUGCUACGCAUUCUGGCUCUACGACCUGUGCGACGUGUACUUGGAAUGCCUGAAGCCGAUCUUCCAGAGCGGCAGCGAGGAACAGCAGACCGCCGCCAGGCGCACCCUUUACGUAUGCCUCGACUUUGGUCUGCGUCUGCUCUCUCCAUUUAUGCCCUUCAUCACGGAGGAGCUCUACCAGCGGUUGCCGAGGGCCAAUCCCGCGCCCAGCAUUUGUGUGGCCAGUUAUCCCAGCAAUGUGUCUUGGCGUAGUGCGAAAAUAGAGUCGGACGUUGAAUUCGUUCAGAAGGCUGCGCGCAUCAUUCGCUCCGCUCGCUCCGACUACAAUCUGCCCAACAAGGUUAAGACCGAGGUGUACAUCGUAUGCACGGAUGAAGUGCCCACUGAAAUACUCAAGCGCUACGCCGGUGAUCUGGCCACCAUCUCAUACUGCUCCAAGGUGGUGUUCGACAGCCCCGCACCACCUGGAUGCACCAUUCUGACGGUGACUGGCCAGUGCGAGGUGCAUCUGCUGCUCAAGGGCCUCGUGGAGGCGGACAAGGAGAUCGCCAAGCUGCAGAAGAAGAGUGACCAGCUGGUGCAGACAGUGGGCAAGCUGACCCAGGCCAUCCAGGCCGCCGACUACGCCACCAAAGUGCCCGCCGAGGUGCAGGAAGCCAACGAGACGAAGCUAUCUGAAUCGCAGGCAGAGAUUGUGCGCAUCGCUGCCGCCGUUGAGACACUCAAACUGAUGUGAACAGGGAACGGUAGCAACAGCUAUUCAGGAACACUGGUGAUUGAUAUUUCAGCACGCUUGCCUCGCCAGCUGCUGGGCUUUACUUAAAUAUAUUCGUAUACUACACGCUUCACUCGUAAAAACAGUUUAUGCAUUUCGAACAGAUUAUAUGUCUCAAAGAUGGUUUUUUUUAAUUUAUUACGUCCCACAUAUGAAAUUUUCCCCAAUAUAAAUAAAUAGAAAAAUAACAUUUGCUAAA
Molecule: messenger RNA, 3546 nt
Organism: Drosophila rhopaloa
Lineage: Eukaryota; Metazoa; Arthropoda; Insecta; Diptera; Drosophilidae
Gene: ValRS
Product: valine--tRNA ligase
Exons: 6
Coding region: 159-3308 (1049 amino acids)
Biological process (GO): valyl-tRNA aminoacylation
Cellular component (GO): cytosol
Molecular function (GO): ATP binding; aminoacyl-tRNA deacylase activity; valine-tRNA ligase activity
Source: RefSeq, a predicted model, not a curated record